Molecule: messenger RNA, 5263 nt
Organism: Hemicordylus capensis (graceful crag lizard)
Lineage: Eukaryota; Metazoa; Chordata; Lepidosauria; Squamata; Cordylidae
Product: NADH-cytochrome b5 reductase 3-like
Exons: 9
Coding region: 179-1084 (301 amino acids)
Cellular component (GO): mitochondrion
Molecular function (GO): oxidoreductase activity; FAD binding
Source: RefSeq, a predicted model, not a curated record
AGAGACUCGCAUAGGCCUGCCAGUCAUUGAGACGAACAAGGCGCUAAAGGCAGGCUAGAAUCUGACAGGAUGGGCGGGGCAAACUAAUGAGAUAGCUCAGGCGGGUGUGCUGUGUUCUGGGGGCGGUGGUGGCGCUUCGUUCUUCUUGUGGCCGGAGCAGCAGGGUCUAGAGGCAGCCAUGGGGGCGCAGCUGAGCACCCUGGGAAGAAUCGCAAUGUCUCCAAUAUAUAUUAUGUUCAACUUGAUCAUUAAACUUUUCUGGAAGUCUAAGCCUGCCAUUACUCUGGAGAAUCCAGAUGUGAAAUAUCCAUUAAGGCUGAUUGACAAAGAGGAGAUCAGUCAUGACACCAGAAAAUUUCGUUUUGCACUUCCGAGUCUAGACCACAUUCUAGGCCUUCCUAUUGGGCAGCACAUUUAUCUUUCGACAAGGAUUGAUGGGAAUCUGGUAAUCAGGCCCUACACGCCAGUCUCCAGUGAUGAUGACAAAGGUUAUGUGGAUCUCGUUGUCAAGAUAUAUUUCAAAGGAGUUCACCCAAAAUUCCCUGAAGGAGGGAAGAUGUCACAGUAUUUGGAAAGUCUGAAGAUAGGGGACACGAUUGAGUUCCGUGGGCCCAGUGGACUCCUUGUUUAUAAGGGGAAAGGUGUAUUUGCCAUUCGUCCAGACAAGAAAUCUGAACCAGUGCUUAAACAUGUGAAAUAUGUUGGCAUGAUAGCAGGUGGAACAGGAAUUACCCCUAUGUUGCAACUUACUCGAGCGAUUAUGAAAGACAAAGAUGACCCCACCAUUUGUCACUUAUUGUUUGCUAAUCAGACUGAGAAAGAUAUUCUGUUACGUCCAGAACUUGAGGAAGUGCAGGCUCAGCAUUCCAGCCGCUUUAAAUUGUGGUACACGUUGGAUAGAGCACCUGAAAACUGGGAUUACAGCCAAGGAUUUGUGAAUCAAGAUAUGAUCAAGGAGCACAUGCCCCCACCGCAAGAUGAUGUUCUUAUCCUGAUGUGUGGACCUCCUCCGAUGAUCCAGUAUGCCUGCAUUCCCAACCUGGAUAAACUUGGAUAUAGCAAGGAGAUGAGGUUUGCCUACUAAAAUGGAGUGGAGCUGGACUAAAUGGGAUUGGUGUAUGUGGUGAGGAGGGGGAGAAUGGAAGGAAAGCUUUGAAACAGGGAACAGCAAGACUAAAGCCAGAAAAAGUGGCUCAUGUGCAGAGGUAUGAUGCUACAUUUGGAAGGCUACCAAAUCAUCUAUAUGAGUUUAGUGUGUCUUUGUUAGUGCCACAUUGAACUUUUGUAGAUGGAUAACUGUUGUACACGGUAUAAAGCUUUGCUAUGCUUCAAUCUGUAAAAGGGCGACCAAGACUGAGGAACACUUUCAUAAUGGUAUAAGCACAUGUAGCCAGACUCUGCAUCACCAAAGUUUCUUGCAUAUAGCUUGUGUGCCUGAUAACCAGAUAUCAAGCUGUUGUUUAUACAAGCAGCAUUUUUGUUUGUUCUUACUAUCUGCCACAAUACUUUAAAAUGGGAGGGUUAAGAAUAGCUGUAUUUAAAUACACAGUGUCUUCAGUAAUUGAUGUUGUGGCUGCCUUUAUUUGAAGACUCGUGACAUGCCUGAUUUAGGAAGAGUGCUAAUUUAAUACAAAUGCAUAUGGAAGCAAGUGUGUAUAUUGACAUGACUAAUUUGAGAAGAUUAAUGCAAAUACAUAGAGAAGUAUGUAUGCUGAAGAUCAUAGUUUGUCUCAGUACGGAAUAGUAUCCUUUAAAGUCCUUAUUAAUCAUUCCUAAGCCAAAGCACAGAAAACAUUCAAAGAGGGUAGGUUUUGAAAACAAUUAUUCCUUAAUUCCUUCCACCCCAUAUGAUUAAGUAGGAAAGAAUUUCUAAUGUCCAAGUCACAAACAUAUAUACAGUAUAUGUGUGAAAGGGAGUCCUAUUUAAUGUUUAAGGGAUACACAUUUUAACUUGUUUUUCCAGAAUGUUAAAGUCUAAAGAUAUUGUUGAGUAGUCUGUUGAAUUAUCUGGAAGGAAAUGUAUAUUACUUAACUAAUUUAAACAGAAUGAUUUUUACUGUCUGAAGAGAUUUCCUAAUUUAAAAAACUUGCCCCCCAUUGUAUUUGGAUUCAACACCCUUUAGACAAAGAAUCCUAAUGGUGAUCCCAAACAUGUGGGUAAGAAUAAAGAUGGUAUUUUAUACAAGUCCUUUAAUAUUAACAUGGUAAAUUGCUGACUAGCAAGUCUCCACUUGUAAAGAGACUCAUGGCAGGAUUCCACUAAAAUGAACUACUGUGGCUGUAUGAAAAGAUAUAUGACAGCUCACAUGCAGGAAUUGCUGAGAAUGUUUUAGUUAUCCCAACUUUGGCAGCAGCUUAGGUCACUAUCUCAGGCAUAUAUCUUGUGCAAGCCACAUUGAAAUGUGGGAGAAAUGAGGGUGUUCGUCUGUAGCUCCUACUCAAUUCAGUGUGGCUUUUGAAGACACACAUCCUGGUAGACUGCUCCCUUAGCCAUCAUUUAUUUGGGCAAGACGUUUGGUGUUAGAACUUCUUGUCGGUUGAUUUUAAGUAGUUGUAUUAUUGCAUCUGUACUUCACAAAAGAUGGUCACAGACAUACAGUGCAGCAAAAUGCAAACAAUGUAGCACCAGCCACACUGCUACCUGUCUCCAAAUCUGCUGAGGAAUAAGCCUGUUCUGUUGCUUGACUUAAGUCUCAAGUACAGUUGUGCAACAUGACGUCCAUUAUUUUCAGUGAACAUCAUGUCAAGUGACUGAGAUCUUGAAGGAACAGGGCUGUUCCGCAACAGCAGGGGUGAGGUUUAGAAACACACAGCAGCACAGGCAGUGCUCGGCUGCUUGUGUUUUGCUGUGCUGUAUAUCAGUGACUUGCGGGGAGGGGUGGGGAAUAACAUCUAAAUCUUAGAAAAGCUAUAACGGUAACAAGCAGCACAGGCAACAACAUGAAGUUUUUUCUGUGCAGUGGAAUGGAGUGUAUCCAUGAAUGGGUUUCUCCUCCCAUGACAGACCCAAUCAUAUGACAGAUCCCAUGUCUUUGUAUGGGGGAGGUGCUCACUGUACCCCACCCCCUCAGUUAUGAGCUUCUGCAGAUCAGCAGUAUAGAACAAUACCCACCACCACUCACAGCCACCCUAAAGUCCCACCACAACCUCUGCUUUAUUGCUCAGUGCCCACCACCCCCUCUCCUCCCCACCACCACUUUCAGCAGCCCCACUUGCAGCCAUCUCUACAUUCCCCCACUUUCAGCUUGAGAAGGGAACCUCCCUAAGGAAACACUUGAAUGGGUGUAAGUUAGACCCCCUUCUGUCUACUCGUAGGACUGAAGAGAUAGUGGAUAUCUGUCUGAGGGUAUUGGACCACAGUACAGACUGCGCUGGAUAAAGGGAGAAUGGUGCUGCUCACCAGUGUACCAGAAAUGAAAGGUCCUCCACAUGGCUUGGUAAAUAUAAUUGGUGGAUUGCCUUCUAGAUACCAUAGUAGUAUCUAGCACUCUGCCAUCAUAGUCCUUCUGCUCAAUCUCCAUGCCAUCAGAUGCAACCAGUCUGAGUGGAGAACAGGCCCUUGAGAGAGCAAGGUAGGGCCAGAGGAGGUUCCCAUAAGAAGUGGACAAGGCUCCAAGAUCACACCCUCUAGGUCCAGCAGGGAGCUACCAGAAUAACUUUCAUUUGUGCUACUUUGAGGAACCUUUGGCAUUACUUUGGAGAAAGGCAUAAAGAGGCCUUAGCCAUUGAGUUCUCACAGAUGAACCUUGACGCAGAGUGGAGUAACCUGGAUUUGCUUAGUGAAGUAAAUAGGUCCAAUUACACAGGGCUCAGCCUGCCAACCAAAUCCAGCAAUGUUGAUUGACUCAGGCUCCACUCUGAAUUCACAAGCAGAUUGGCUAAGUUGCCAGGACUUGGACCAAGCAAAGUCCCCUUGCCAUUAUCAGAAUGUUCCUCCAUGCUGGUGAAGAGAAAGUGACCUCCUCCGCCAGGGAUGUGGAUCCUUGUUGGUUUACAUUGGCCUUUGCUGUGGAAUUGUCCACUCAGGUUAGCAAGUGGUAAUAUUCCUGUGCUGGUUAUAAUACCAGGAAAGUCAGUCUGGUUGCCCAGAGCUCCAGCCACUUAAUGCUGUGUACAGUCAAGGCUAUCUGCCUUGAACUAUUAGUUGAUUGCAGUGAACUUCCCAUCCCUUCUGACUCACAUAGGUGGUCACCUAUGUAUUGAUAGUUAGUCUCCAGGAAGGAGAUGGUGGGGUUUUUUGGUUUGUUUUUUUUAAAAAUGCCAGUUAAAAAUGGGGGGGGGGGUUGAGUUGAAAAUAAGUAAAGUAAGGACCAUCCUGUAGUGAAUAAAAGGUAACUUCAGAAAUUAAAGUCUUUUUGCAGUCAUUGCUAUCUUGACUAGAAAUGCAAGACACCCAUUUUCUGAACUCUCUAAUAAUAAUAUCCCUGUAAACAAUGGAAAUUAGAGACUCAUUUUAAGGAAAAGUAGUUUGGAGCAUUGCAUUGCUUCUCAUGGUGAAUGUAUUUUGUCUGUCUUGCUUCUGGCCAAAUUUUGAAGGCCAUAGAAACAAUACAAACAUAUCUAAAACUUACUAGAGGUAAAGUGGGCUUAGGUUGUGUAGGGAUCAGGAGGAAGCAGACUCCAAGCUACCCAAUUUAAAGGUUCAGGUUUUUCUUGGUUUUUUCCUACCCAUAGCAAGCCUCUUUCAGCAUCUACCCCUUUUUGACUAAGUCCAUCCACACAAAGAGGCAGGACAAUAGGCUGCUUGUUUCCCUAUAGGAGGGUAUCACAGUUCUUUCAGGAAAGAAAAUGUCUCCUAAAUGAACAGGGGAACCAAUUCAAGAGUAUAUUAUAUCCAGCAUUCUCCAGAGCAAAGCAGAAGGCAGACCAGAAAAAAGCUGGUAAUAAUCCACAAGCAAAGAACACCAGUGAGAAGUAUCUUGUGUAGAGGGAGCAGUCUGCUCUCUUGGCAGAUACUUAUCUCUACGCGUUUGUAUUCGCAGAGUGAAGUAGAAAGUGUUAGUGUUGUCAAAAAAAGAAAACCAAAUGAAGCUAUGGAGGAGUAAAUAGUCUAGCUCCAGUCUGCACUAAAUUCCCUGGUUGGAUUUUUGCUUAAUAUUUGUAUCACUGUGGGAUUAAAGAGCCUUAAUUUUUCAUAAAUAUAUUACUGAGAUGUGUAAUAACUUCAGCUCAUCUCACACAAACUUUAUGUAUUAAUCUUGCCUAUUCCAUUAUAGGACUUUUCCAACUGUUUGUGGUAGAAAUAAAACUGUUGGUUUGCUUA